CGGCCAUUGAUGUUGACGCGUCAUUUCGGUCUCUUGAGGAAUGCUUCGAAACGUUGGAAAAUGUGUUAAAUUGAGUUGGGAACCCAAGCAAAAAAGUUGCUUGAAGGUGCAAGGACUGCUUUGGGAUAUAUCGAUGGGCUCUUUGUUUCUGUUGACUUUGAUAAUUGGCUCGAUGUCUUCUGGUGGCUAUUGUUUCUCUCAAUCAAUGUCCUGCAGUACCGUCAAUGGUCGGACUGUUUGCGAGCGGCAGGCCAGUGAUGGAAACGUUGCUGGAGCAUUUGCAGGAGCUGUCUCAGGACAAAAUGGCGCUUUUCAAGAUGCAGCCGCCAUGACAGGCGACACUCAUUCAGGCCAAUCUCAAUCAUCUCGGACGACAGUAGGUCGCAACCCCUCUGGAAACUCAGGAGAUAAGAAUUUUCCUCCAAAUGCCAAUCCAUUUUGGUCAGCUGGUUCUAAUGAUCCACCUGGUGUGUUUAAUCCUUUUGACACCGUUAAGAAAAUGCUUAAUUCCUUUGGUGUCGGUGAUGGAUUCCCUUUCAACGUUUUCGGAAGACGUUAAAUCAAGAUUGGUAAUGAGCUCUUGUGGUCAGAAACUGAAAACUGGUCCGAUAAUAUAUAAUACAUCUAUAGAAAAUAGUUUGUUAAUUAUUUUUCGAUCUUAAUUAAAAAAAGAAAUUUGUUUAAGC
This is a messenger RNA of Argiope bruennichi, 686 nucleotides long. RefSeq lists its product as uncharacterized. The coding region runs from base 41 to 559 and encodes 172 amino acids. NCBI's taxonomy places the organism in Eukaryota, Metazoa, Arthropoda, Arachnida, Araneae, Araneidae. The transcript has 5 exons. The record is from RefSeq and is a predicted model, not a curated record.